UUGAUUUUCUAUACGUGAUUCUAACUCAACUCUCUCCUUCAUAUGUACAAAUCACAAACACAGUUGAUAUCAGAAUUCAGAAAUUCAGAAUCAUCAGAUCUCAAUCUCUCAUUCUCAGAUUGUUACCUUGCAGGAAUAUGGUUUUGUUCAAGGUUUCAACCGUGAAAACCACGCCAUUCGAUGGCCAGAAACCAGGGACUUCUGGAUUGAGGAAGAAGGUGAAAAUAUUCAAGGAACCUCAUUACUUGCACAAUUUUGUUCAGGCAACAUUCAAUGCUCUAUCACCAGAAAAAGUCAGAGGUGCCACACUAGUUGUUUCAGGUGAUGGCCGCUAUUUUUCUAAGGAAGCUAUUCAGAUCAUUAUCAAGAUGUCUGCUGGAAAUGGAGUAAGAAGAGUCUGGGUUGGCCAAAAUGGAUUGCUUUCUACUCCUGCUGUUUCGGCUGUUAUACGUGAAAGAAUUGGACACGAUGGAUCCAAGGCAUCAGGGGCAUUCAUAUUGACUGCAAGUCAUAAUCCAGGUGGUCCAAAUGAGGAUUUUGGAAUUAAAUAUAACAUGGAAAAUGGUGGACCAGCACCAGAAUCUGUUACAGAUGAGAUCUUUGAGAACACAAAAACAAUACAGCAGUAUCUCAUUGCAGAAGACUUGCUAGAUGUUGAUAUAUCAACAAUUGGCAUUACGAGCUUUUCUGGACCUGAUGGGCAAUUUGAUGUUGAUGUUUUCGAUUCAGCAACUGAUUACUUGAAACUGAUGAAGUCUAUAUUUGACUUCCAGUCUAUUCGAAAGCUGCUCACUUCUCCAAAAUUUACAUUCUGUUAUGAUGCUCUUCAUGGAGUUGGUGGAGCUUAUGCUGGAAUUUUCGUAGAGGAACUUGGUGCAAAAGAAAGCUCAUUAUUGAAUUGUGUACCCAAGGAGGACUUUGGAGGAGGCCAUCCAGAUCCUAAUUUGACUUAUGCUAAGGAAUUAGUGGCAACCAUGGGUUUGGGCAAAUCUAGCUUACCAGGCGAACCACCAGAAUUCGGUGCUGCUUCUGAUGGUGAUGCUGACCGUAACAUGAUACUUGGUAAAAGGUUUUUCGUUACACCAUCAGAUUCUGUUGCUAUUAUUGCUGCAAAUGCUGUCCAAGCCAUACCAUACUUCUCUGGAGGUCUAAAGGGAGUUGCCAGGAGCAUGCCUACAUCUGCUGCCCUUGAUGUUGUUGCUAAUCAUUUGAAUUUGAAAUUCUUUGAGGUUCCUACUGGCUGGAAAUUCUUUGGCAACUUAAUGGAUGCUGGAUUAUGUUCAGUUUGUGGUGAAGAGAGUUUUGGAACUGGCUCAGAUCAUAUUCGUGAGAAAGAUGGAAUCUGGGCUGUAUUGGCUUGGUUAUCCAUUAUUGCUUACAAGAAUAAGGAUAACCUAAACGGAGAGAAGCUUGUGACAGUUGAAGAUAUUGUUCGUGAUCAUUGGACUAAGUUUGGUCGCCACUACUAUACUCGUUACGAUUACGAGAAUGUUGAUGCAGGUGCUGCAAAGGAACUCAUGGCACAUUUGGUGAAGCUACAAUCCUCCCUCGAGGAAGUUAACAAUAUUGUGAAGGGAAUUCGUUCAGACGUGUCAAAAGUUGUGGAUGCGGAUGAAUUUGAAUACAAAGAUCCUGUCGAUGGUUCCAUCUCGAAGCAUCAGGGAAUCAGAUAUCUCUUUGAAGAUGGAUCUCGUUUGGUAUUUCGUUUGUCGGGUACCGGAUCAGAGGGUGCGACAAUUCGUCUAUAUAUUGAGCAAUACGAGAAGGAUGCUUCGAAAACUGGUAGAGAAUCGCAAGAAGCACUUGCUCCUUUGGUGGAAGUUGCUUUGAAGCUUUCUAAGAUGCAGGAGUUUACUGGUCGGGAUGUUCCAACUGUCAUCACUUAAGAUUCAUACAAAAUAUAUAAAACAUGUUUUUAUGUUUCAGAAUAAUAAUACAGAGUAUUCUUCUAUUUGUAUUGGAAUUGAGCUUACAAAUUAUUAUUUUUAAUGUUUUUUUAUAUGGGAUCUCAUUUAACUA
Messenger RNA from Impatiens glandulifera, 2019 nucleotides. RefSeq names its product phosphoglucomutase, cytoplasmic. Gene Ontology annotation, biological process: carbohydrate metabolic process. The record is from RefSeq and is a predicted model, not a curated record. The transcript is spliced from 18 exons. Gene Ontology annotation, molecular function: phosphoglucomutase activity; magnesium ion binding. Lineage: Eukaryota; Viridiplantae; Streptophyta; Magnoliopsida; Ericales; Balsaminaceae. Gene Ontology annotation, cellular component: cytosol. Bases 138 to 1886 code for a protein of 582 amino acids.